UUAUGUCAAUGAAAACUAAAAAUAAUUAAGAAACAAAAUUUGAAAUAUUUUUCAAAGGGACCUUUCUGAUUGCUACUGUUUUGUCUCGCCCAUCUUGAGGAUGACAGAGUAUCUUGUAUGGGCGACAGUUAUUAGUGAAGGGGCUACGGUGACAGAUUGGUAAUGGGCGGACAACUUCAACGCUACACUCAAAUUGGGUUACUCAGCUACACCCCCAUACCCCUAUGCAUAAUCCCCAGGUGUUACAACAGGCUGGAGAUCUGAAGGCGGCAGGGGUGAUUUUCCAAAGGAGAGGGGCGAUGGUGUGACAUCAAACUCAGCCAGUGGUUUGACUCGGCUACUUGUCCUGCCAUCAAAGCAAUCCCUCUUCCUCGCGAGGAUAGGCUAAUCUGGUAUGAUACGUGUGCUGAUAUUUUCAUUGUAAAAUCUGCCUAUCAUCUAGCAGUUUUGCUAGAUAAGCAGGUUGGUCGGUGGCGAUCCACGGCUAGUUGGAUGGAUAUGUCAAGUUGGAUAUGUUAUGUGGGGAGCCCAUAUUCAACCCAAACUUAAAGUGUUUUUAUGCAAAAUAUUCCAAUGGAUCCUCCUAACGACGGAAGCCCUAAUUGAGAAGGAAGUUCAAGUGCUUAGCAGGUGUCCGAUUUGUUGGGGCAGAAUUGGAAACAAUGGACAUUUGUAUCUUGAUUUCCCUAUGGCAAGGGUAAUAUGAGAUCAUUCUAGUCUCGAAUAUCAAGGUUUGCUCUUCACACAUUUUCGCUCUUCCUUAACAAGCUGAUGUUACUUAUACAUCAACCUCAACUGUUUAUGGCGGUUAUCGCGGUCCUUUGGAGGAUCUAGCGGUCACAAACGGGGUUGUCUUUGUGGGCAAACAAUUUGGGAUUCCAACUUUGAUGCGACAAUUUCACCAAAAAUAUCAGUAGUGGAUUAGGUUGUCUGUUGACCGUGUUGUGCAGUUGUCCAUCCCACAAGCGAGUUACUUGAGUGGCGGGAACCCUACUUCAGUUAUCUACAUGUGAGGUGGGGUGACAAAGAGUGUGUCCCAUUUAGCAGGAGGAAUGAUUAUGAUCAAGAACCAAGAAGAGAUUGUCAUUUUGGCGAAAGGGAUGCAAUUUGUUGAAAUUGAUGAUCCUAUGGUAGUCGAGAUCCUUGUUAUCCGGGAGGCUAUUUUGUGGUGUCUGGAGAAUGGGUUUGCGGAGAUGCCAAAGUGAUCAUUGAUAAAAUAAAUUAGGCAGAUACCCGGGUCAAUUGGACAGAGGCCAUCCUUGAGGAAAUCUUGCGUCGUUAGACUAUUCACACUGGGCUUAAUUUGGGAUUUGUAGGUCGGAAAAGUAAUAUGGUAGACCAUUUGGUUGCUAGAAAGACCCUUUCAUUGUAGUCGACUACAUUUUGUUUCUUUAAUUUUCUGGUAUAGCUAAAUUCCAGUAUGCAAUGAUCUACCGUUACAAUCAAUACAUAUGUUUAUCUUUUGUAAAAAAAAAAACCUAGGUUUGCAAAGAUUAGUAUACCAUUCUUUUCACUACACUACUUAUACACUUCAUUACUUUUUUCGCACAAAUACUUAUUUUUAUAAAUCACCUCCCAUUAAUAAUGAAUAGGACCAUGUAAAAAUUGAAGAAAAUGGUACUCCUCCUUGACGUUUCCGUGGGGGAGCGACUUAAGUAACUGCUCCAAAAUUCCUUCUUCCUUUCCUCAGGGUCCUGUAUUUUUGCCUUGCUGCACUUGUUUGCUGACCAGCAACCUGCAACCGUUUUCUCCUUUCCUUUUCUUUUUCUUGCUCCGUGUACCAAGUUCAGCUCUGCUGAACUACGAACUUUGCUUUUUGGUUCCCGUCCUCUUAUUUAAUAUUAUCAUCCUUAUAUAAAAAAAAUUCUUUCGCCGCCGCUCAGCAACUAUCCCCCUUCCCUGGUGGUGAUUGAGUUUGUUUUCCUUCAACACCAAAUCCUUCUCCAGUUGGUUGCAUUCUUUUUUGUUUGGUACAGGAUAAAGCAACAAAGAUGACGAUUGUAGGAGGCCAUCGGUUAUAGGGGUGGUGGAUUGUUGCAGGGGAGCGGUUAUAAGGGUCCUUGAUUUCCUUAUUUUGGCGACAGAUAAUCCAGCAGUGAGGGUGAAGGGCACGAUAAGGCCGUUGGCAACACCGAUUGCUUUCAAGGAAGACGAUUGCUUUCUCUUGGCCUUUAUAUAUGCUUAUUGGGAAGUGCCUCUGCCGCUUGACGACGAUGUCGGCCAAGGCCACGAUGGUCUAUUUCCCGGUCAACAUGAUGGUGGACGACACCGACAGUUGGAUCUCCGGCACUAAUGUCCUGACGUUGAUGCAGUUUGCUGCCCACCGCUUUCAUGCGUCGCCGAUCCUGGCUUUACCGCCACACAUUAAAUCUUUUUCCAGAUAUUCUUCCUAUCUUUUGCAGGGGCAUAAAGGAGUUUUCCGAUGGAAGGCGAGUCUUUUCGGUGACAACGAUACUCUUGAGUGGCGGUUUCAUUCUUGCGUAGUUACUUCUCUCACAAUUCCAUACGUGGGCAAGCAUGUUUUCCGAUCCUUUCUAUUUCUUAAUUUUAUUUUUAACCAUGUUUUUUUGGAAAAUUGGUCGAUCUUUAUAGUAUUUUCUUUUACUUCAACUUGCGUGGAUGACAUGUACAACUAGUUUUUUUUUAAUAAUUGAAUUUCUUUUCACAUGUGGACUUGCCUCAACCAUUUGGGAGCGGAUUGCUAUAUGAGUAGUGCUAUUAAGUUUUAGUAUGUCACAUCUACUUGUGUUUGAUAUACCAUAUAAUGGUGCCUAAUCAAUUUGUUUGCUUUGCUAUGUUUUGUGAGGUACUCAAUGGUGGAACUCUGAUUUGGAAUGUUCGAGAGAAGGAUGCUGCACAUUAUUUUUGCCUGUUUGGUGGCACAAUUCCUAGAGGAGAUUCGUGUGGCGAUCUCUUCUUUCUCUUUCUGUAUUUGUUCUUUUACUCUCUGUAUGUAUUACAGGGCUGCCCGUUAGUAGCUCAAAAGGCCCUUUCAUCGGCAAUUCGACUAUUUGUCGAAUGCCGCGUUUGGUUGUGUGCUGUUUUCUGAUUAUUUAUUUUACCCUAUCUAUAUGGAAAGAAAAGGGGGGAAAAAAAAAUGAAUGUCCCUACGAAUUGUAUUGCAGCUGCACAUAUUCUCAUUGCUAAUGACAAUUUUGUUGCAAUGUGCCCCGAAUGCCUAUAGCACAAUCCUGCGACGACCUAAUCAACGACUUACCCAAAAUCCCUUGUCAACAUCACAACCCAAAUUAAGUCAAACCAAACCGAAGUAAGAGUGCGGCGUGGCUGGCUUCUAUUACUCAGCUUGGGUGGGGAGUGUGAAUCACGGUGGGUAAUGCCGUGGAAUGCCACAACCUGGAAAUGGGUAUGUGAGUCGGAGAUGCCAACAAAACCAAAGCCCUCCAUUUGCUUUGUCUUUUGUUAGGUUUUAUAAACCGCAACCCACCCAACUUCUUAAACAAAUCCCUCACGUCUAAGAGUUUGUUGUGCAUGCACACACAAAUUCCGUGACUGUUGACAUCACGACCUAACUCCCCACUUCCACAAAACACACAAUACUAUAUAUAUACUAAUCCCUCCAUUAAUACGACUGUGUUUCCUCCCAUUUCCGCCAUUAAAAUAAUCAAGGUGCUCUGUGCUCUGUUUCUGUGUGUAUAUAUAUAUAUACGAGUGCUUGCUAGUUGGAGGCAAUUAAUUGUCAACCACAAGCUUUUGCCCUGCUAAGAUUUUGUUCCAGGGAAAAGAAAUAGAUCGAUGGAGGAAUCGAAUUCAAGGACGAGCCUACAUGAAAUGGAGACCUUGCUGGUCCCGUUGAGUGUUUUCGUAAUGGUCGGUUAUCACGCCUAUCUUUGGCACUACGUCAAGACCAAACCUUUCCUCACCACACAGGGAACCCACGCUAUGAUGAGGAAGCAAUGGCUGCUCGCCAUCAAACAGGGGGACGAGAAGAAGGAAAUGCUGGCGGUACAGAGCCUGAGGAACGGGCAGAUGGCGACGAUACUAUGCGGCACGGUGGCUAUCAUGAUCAACGUGGCGCUGCCGGCUCUCGCCAACAACACAUACACCACGGGGCGACACAUGUCCCUGAUGCGGUCCCCGCUCUUCGGGUCCCACCAGUCCGGCGGGAUAACGGUGCUCAAGUACGGCUCGGCGUCGGUGUGCCUGCUGGCCAGCUUCCUCUGCAGCUCCAUGGGGCUCGGCUUCCUUAUGGACGCCAAUUUCCUGUUGGUCAACGCCGCCGGGAACUAUCGCUCCGGCUGCGGCGGGGGUGAUGACGGCGAGGAGGAGGAGGUGAUGGUGAGGUGGGCGGCGGCGGAUCACACGGAGAGGUUGGUGGAGAGAGGGUUCAAGUUGGGAAUAUUGGGGAACAGGGUGCUCUGUAUCAGCUUGCCGCUGCUGGCGUGGUUGUUGGGUCCGGUGGCGAUGGCGGUGUCGACCCUGGCGCUGGUCUGGAUCCUUUAUUGCCUUGAUUUUCGAUCCCAGAUGAGGUAGAAGAAGAGUGUGGCUGGUUAUCAAUUGAAAGAUUCUUAAAUUCCCAAAAUUUGAUGGAUGCUUCCGCCACAUGAAUGUAAAAAAGACGGAACCGCUUU
Linum trigynum is the source of this 4589-nucleotide messenger RNA. The record is from the annotation of a GenBank genome assembly. Lineage: Eukaryota; Viridiplantae; Streptophyta; Magnoliopsida; Malpighiales; Linaceae.